AUGAGUACUACCAGUGGUUCAGCCGAAGCUGCGUCGAAAAACGAAUACGUCCUUCCCAAAGUGUGGAAACAAGAGGGUGCCAAUGGAGGCAAGUGGUCCGGUAUCAACCGUCCCACUGCCGGGGCUCGUCACGAACAAGAGUUACCCCGAGGCAAACAUCCCUUGCAACUCUACAGCAUGGGGACGCCCAAUGGAGUCAAGGUGACGAUUCUGCUGGAAGAAUUGUUAGAGGCGGGUGUCAAAGAAGCCGAAUACGAUGCCUUUUACAUUAAUAUUGGAGAAGGAGAGCAAUUUGGAAGUGGAUUUGUGACACUCAAUCCAAACUCCAAAAUUCCCGCAUUGCUCGAUACCACCACCAACACGCGCAUGUUCGAGUCGGGAUCCAUUCUAUUGCAACUCUCGGAAAAAUUCAACAACACAUUUUGUCCACCCGAAUUGCGCAGUGAAGUCUUGAAUUGGCUCUUUUGGCAAAUGGGGGCUGCUCCGUAUCUGGGUGGCGGCUUUGGGCACUUUUAUCAUUACGCUCCCUACAAGAUGAAAUACCCCAUUGAUCGAUUCACCAUGGAAAUUAAACGACAAUUAGAUGUUCUCGAACGGCAGCUGGCAGAAAACAACAAAACGUACCUGUUGGGGGACGACUAUACGUUGGCGGAUAUUGCCAUUUACCCAUGGUACGGAACUCUUGUUCUAGGAAAGGGGUAUCCGGAUGCCGAUGUCUUUUUGAAUGCCAAGGAGGAAUACCCCAAUGUGGUGCGAUGGGCCCAACACGUUGCCGGCAGGCCGGCCGUGAUUCGAGGUAGCAUGGUCAACAAACGUUGGGGAGAAGAACACGAGCAAUUGGAAGAACGUCACGAUGCCGCCGACUUUGAUGAGAAUCUAUCCAAACUAUGA
Messenger RNA from Seminavis robusta, 891 nucleotides. NCBI's taxonomy places the organism in Eukaryota, Bacillariophyta, Bacillariophyceae, Naviculales, Naviculaceae. The record is from the annotation of a GenBank genome assembly.